Molecule: messenger RNA, 974 nt
Organism: Rubroshorea leprosula
Lineage: Eukaryota; Viridiplantae; Streptophyta; Magnoliopsida; Malvales; Dipterocarpaceae
Source: the annotation of a GenBank genome assembly
CUCAUCUUUUAUCUCAAGCAGACAAUUAAUAGAAACACAACAAUAGCAGCACUAGAAAAAAUAUGGAGAAGCUCUCAGUCAAGUUCAUUUUAGUCGCUUUCUUUAUUUUUUCACUUGCCGAACAAGGAGCAAGCAAGCCGACAGCCAUGCCUUGAGGAAACCGGUAGGAAGCUUGGUAUUUUCCCCUUCCUUUCUUGUUCUAGAACCCAUAUAGAACCCAGAAAUCUCUCCCCCUCUGCUGAAAUUCCAGAUCUGCUCGGUUUCUCCCCCUCCCCUGUCCGUGAGCCGCAGCUGGUGAUGCGAAAUUCUGGGCAUUUUUCGGAAGCGAAGUCAAGGACGAGGAAAAACGAGGGGAGUGACGAGUUAGAAGGGUAACCAUCUUAUAAAUUGAAUAUGGAUUUUAGAUAUAAUGACGAUAUUGUAAGCUAAAUUGUAAUUGGAGAUUUUAUAAUUCAUUUAGUGGAUUGUUAAAUAACAAGAUAUUUGACCUUGAGAUUUUGAGCUUAAAUCAUGUUGGACAUAGAAUUAAUUUUGAAAUAUCCAAUCUAAGUUAUUGGAUUGUCAGAUGUGAAUUGGAUAAAUUCCAAGCUUUAUGCAUUUGUGGGAUCCUUUCACGAAUACACGGCGUCUACCACAUCCUUGGAUUUGGGUUUUGGAGCGCCUGCAAGCAAUAACAGAAGCAAGAAAUGUGAGUAUUCCAUGCACUAAAGACUCUGAUUGUGGUAGUCCAAAAUGCAAAUGCAAUGGUCCAGUAGGAGGUCGCGGUCUGUGUGUCUGUAGUGGUGAUGUAGCUGGAUUAUUUGAACAAGCCAUGACUAAGACUCCAAAAGUGCAAAAUGAGGUGCCAUGAUAGGCUAAAAAUUUUGGUGUGUCUUGAUGGUUAAACCAUUCACACGAAAUAAAAAUGUCGAUCAUCAAUAACUCAAUCAAUACCUUGUUCAACACUUAAUAAAUAAUAAAAGUUGUCUAUCUUU